Messenger RNA from Rhineura floridana, 5227 nucleotides. RefSeq names its product gastrula zinc finger protein XlCGF26.1-like. Gene Ontology annotation, molecular function: RNA polymerase II cis-regulatory region sequence-specific DNA binding; DNA-binding transcription factor activity, RNA polymerase II-specific. Bases 446 to 3292 code for a protein of 948 amino acids. Lineage: Eukaryota; Metazoa; Chordata; Lepidosauria; Squamata; Rhineuridae. Gene Ontology annotation, cellular component: nucleus. The record is from RefSeq and is a predicted model, not a curated record. The transcript has 8 exons. Gene Ontology annotation, biological process: regulation of transcription by RNA polymerase II.
UUAAAUCGUCACUUCCUUUGGGAACCUGAAGUGUCCGGAGUCUCAUCCAGAGGCCCAAACUCCCAACUCUGUGCGUGCAGUGCAAGAUUCCUCUUUGGCUCCUCCUCUGAGAGCGACGCGGAGAGAGAGAGAGAGAGAGAGAGGGAGGAGGGAUCCUGCCGCUUGGCUGUCUAGGGGUUAAAACUCGUUUCCUAGAGAGGAAGGGAGGGGGGAUGAAGGGGCGGGGUCCUGCAGAAGAAGAAGAAGAAAACACCUCCCUGCAAAGUCCUUUCCUUCCUGGCCUCUCACGUGCGGCUUGAAAGUGGCCUUUGUCUUUCCCAAGCCCUGCGUCGGUGGCCCCGUUGGGGAUCUGCAAAUACUGGAUGUUAGAACUCAUCUGGCCUUGUAGCAGGAAGAUGUUCCUCUAUCACCGAGGCUGUGAGCAGUGAGGAAUUCUGGGAAAACCAUGCAGAAGGUCCCAGCUGAGGAGGACACCCUCUGCUCAGAUGUGCAGCGCCAACAGCUCAGGCAUUUCCGCUACCAGGAAGCCAAGGGCCCCCGGGACAUUUGCAACCAACUCCACCAUCUCUGCCUACAGUGGCUGAAACCAGAGCGACACACAAAGAAUGAGAUCCUGGACCUGGUGAUCUUGGAGCAGUUCUUAGCUGUCCUUCCACCGGAGAUGGAGAACUGGGUGAGGGAAUGUGGAGCAGAGACCAGUUCCCAGGUGGUGGCCCUGGCAGAAGGUUUCCUCCUGAGCCGGGCAGAAGACAAGAAACAGGCCAAGCAGCAGGUAAAGGAUCUCUUUGCAGAAACGGGCACCAAUUUCCUUGAUGCCGCAAAGCCUCCAUCAGACACCAUUCAGGGCCCAUUGGGGAAUGAAAUGACACCAGGGAGACCUCCUCAGCUGUCUCUCUAUUCCGAUGGAGGAGAAGCAGCUGCUGUGGAACCAGAUGAGCGUCCAGUCUCCCUUGAGGAUGUGGCUGUGUCUUUCACAGAGGAGGAGUGGGCACUGUUGGAUCCUGACCAGAAAGCUCUGCAUAGGGAAGUCAUGGAGGAAAAUGGUGGGCUCGUGGCCUUUCUCGAAAGUGAUAAAUUGAAAAGCAAGAAUAAAAGAGACGGUGACAAAAUUCACAUAGUUGGGGAGUGUGGAGAGAACUUAACUCAGAAUUCCCAAGACAGAAUUCACACCAGGGUGAAACCAUGUAAAUGCUUGGAAUGUGGAAAGAGCUUCAGUCGGAGCACCUGUCUCAGUAGGCAUGAAAUAGUUCACAUUCGGAAGAAAUAUCAGUGCUUGCAAUGUGGAAAGAGCUUUCAUGCAAGCAGAGACCUUUGUUGUCAUCGAAGAAUUCAUGCAGGGGAGACACCAUAUCCUUGCUUGGAAUGUGGAAAGAGCUUCAGUCGGAGAGACAAUCUCACUUCCCAUCAAAGAACUCACACAGGAGAGAAACCAUAUCAGUGCUUGGAAUGUGGAAAGAGCUUCAGUCGGAGAUACAGUCUCACUUCCCAUCAAAGAAGUCAUACAGGGGAGAAACCAUAUCAGUGCUUCGAAUGUGGAAAGAGCUUCAGACACAGUACCCACCUCACUUCCCAUCGAAGAACUCACACAGGAGAGAGACCAUAUCAAUGCUUGGAAUGUGGAAAAAGCUUCAGACACAGUGGUCACCUCACUUCCCAUCAAAGAACUCACACAGGAGAGAAACCAUAUCAGUGCUUGGAAUGUGGAAAGAGCUUCAGUCAGAGAACCUAUCUCACUUACCAUCAAAGAAGUCAUACAGGGGAGAAACCAUAUCAGUGCUUCGAAUGUGGAAAGAGCUUCAGCUGGAAGGAAAAUCUCAUCUCCCAUCAAAAAAUUCAUACAGGGGAGAAACCAUAUAAAUGCUUCGAAUGUGGAGAGAUCUUCAUUCACAGCCAGCAUCUCACUUCCCAUCAAAGAAUUCAUACAGGGGAGAAACCGUAUAAGUGCUUGGAAUGUGGUAAGAGCUUCACAAGGGGCACCUAUCUCACUCACCAUCAAAGAAUUCAUACAGGGGAGAAACCAUAUCAAUGCUUGGAAUGUGGAAAGAGCUUUCGUGCAAGCACAAACUUCUGUCGUCAUCAAAGAAUCCAUACAGGAGAGAAACCAUAUCAAUGCUUGGAAUGUGGAAAGAGUUUUAAUGCAAGUACAGACUUCUGUCGUCAUCAAAGAAUCCAUACAGGCGAGAAACCAUAUCAAUGCUUGGAAUGUGGAAAGAGCUUCAGUAGGAGGUCCAAUCUCACAUCCCAUCAAAGAAUUCACAGCAGCAAGAAACCAUAUCAAUGCUUGGAAUGUGGAAAGAGCUUCACCUGCAAAACAAGUCUCACUUCCCAUCAAAGAAUUCACACAGGGGAGAAACCAUAUCAGUGCUUGGAAUGUGGAAAGACCUUCAGUUGGAAGGAAAGUCUCACCUCCCAUCAAAGCAUUCAUACAGGGGAGAAACCAUAUCAAUGCUUGGAAUGUGGAAAGAACUUCACCACCAAAACAAAUCUCACUUCCCAUCAAAGAAUUCACACAGGGGAGAAACCAUAUCAGUGCUUGGAAUGUGGAAAGACCUUCAGUUGGAAGGAAAGUCUCACCUCCCAUCAAAUCAUUCAUACAGGGGAGAAACCAUAUCAAUGCUUGGAAUGUGGAAAGAGUUUCACCUCCAAAACAAGUCUCACUUCCCAUCAAAGAAUUCACACAGAGGAAAAACCAUUUCAAUGCCUGGACUGUGGAAAGACCUUCACCUGGAAGGAAAGUCUCAGCUCCCAUCAAAGAAUUCAUACAGGAGAGAAACCAUUUCAGUGCUUGGAAUGCGGAAAGAGCUUUAAUGCAAGUGCAGACUUUUGUCGUCAUCGAAGAAUUCAUACAGGGGAGAAACAAUAUCAGUGCUUAGAAUGUGGAAAGAGCUUCAGUUGGAAGGAAAGUCUCACCUCCCAUCAAAGCAUUCAUACAGGGGAGAAACCACAUAGAUGCCUGGAAUGUGGAAAGAGCUUUCGUUGCAACAAAAGCCUUACUAUACAUCACAGAAGCCACACAGGUGAAGAACCAUAUAAAUGCUUGGAAUGUGGAAAGAGCUUCAAUCAGAGCUGCCAUCUUACAACCCAUCAAAGAAUUCAUACAGGGGAAAAACCAUAUAAAUGCUUAGAAUGUAGAAAGAGCUUCAGACAGAGUUCGCACCUCACUUCCCAUCAAAGAAUCCAUACAGGGGAGAAACCAUAUCAAUGCAUGGAAUGUGGAAAGAGCUUCCGUCGCAACACAAGCCUUGCUGUACAUCACAGAAGCCACAUGGAUAACAACCAUAUCAAUGCUUAGAAUGUGGACACAGCUUCACCUCCAAGAGAAGUCUCACUUCCAUUCAAAGAAUUCAUACAGGGGAGAAACCAUAUCAAUGCUUGGAAUGUGGAAAGAGCUUCAGGUGGAGAGAUCAUCUCACUUCCCAUCAAAGAAUUCAUAGAGGGGAGAAACCAUACAAGUGCUUGGAAUGUGGAAAGACCUUUCAUGUAAGCACAGACUUUUUAAAAGAUAAUAUUUAUUAGGGUUUUAACAAUAGUAAGAAGAACAAAAAACAUCAACAAAUACCAAGUACAAUAAUGGAGACAUGCAGUGUGCAGUAAAACAUGGGGGGGGAAGAGAGGCAUAAGAGAGUUAGGUUAAAAUUUCAGAAAGGCAGUUCUAAGGCUACAUAGUGCAGAGUCAUCUGAUAGAAUCUUUCCAGCAGGAGAACUGAGUUACCGGGGGAUGUACUCCUGUUUGGUACCAGAGCUUGGAAAAGUUACUUUUUUGAACUACAACUCCCAUCAGCCCCAGCCAGCGUGGCCACUGGAUUGAUGGGAGUUGUAGUUCAAAAAGAGUAACUUUUCCAAGCUCUGUUUUGGACAUAUUAAUAAAGUUUAUGAAGGGGAACCAGACUGCCUCAAAUGUUUCAGGUUUGGACUGACUCUUUCGUAACCUGAGGUUGUGAAUUGGCUUUUCAGCAAGCACAAUACGCCAUAAACGUCUGUACCAUUCGCUUAGGGAGAAAUCCACAGAGGUUUUCAGCCAGCUGAGAUAGUCAUUUGAGCGGCUACUAGUAAGAAAACAACGUUCCACUGUAGCAAUUUAUAGCCAACAUUGAUGGAAAGGUGGUCAAUGGACAGAGUCUUCUGAAUCUGCUGUUUGGUGAUCUUCGACAUAUGUUUGAAAACCAAAUGUAGACACAUGGAGACAAAACCACCACAUAUGCAUGAAGUAACCCCAUUCAUCGCAUCCUCCCCAACAUUUGGGCGAUAGAGUACUCUUCAUAUAACUCACUGGAGUGGGGUACUAUCAGUGCGCAACUUUGAGAGAGGCUUCUCUGAUGGUUGCAGAUACUGUUGGGAAAAGAGCAUUUUUCCAGUAAUUGUCCCAGAUAGAAUUUGGGAUUGUAAUCCCUAAAUCUGCUUCCCAAAUUCGCUUCAGUCAUUGGUAAACCCUAGGUGGAGAGUUAAGGAUAUCAUAAAUUCCAGAGACCAAAGCUGAGAUUCGCCAUAGUUUACUUCUAAACCCAUGGCUUGUUGAAAAUCAGAUAAUUCUUUCUUUAGUGCCCUCAGAUGGGUUAGAUAGGAUAACCAGAGCAUUGUUGGUGAAAAGGCUCACAGUAUUUCCUGAUCGCCCAUGUGGAUCCCCUUGAUCUCUUCAUCUGCUCUGAUGUGGGCUGCUAGAGCCUCAAUCCCGAGUGUGAACGAAAGAGGAGACAAGGGUUACCCUUGUUUAGUCCCCCUUCCCAAAAUUCUCCACCCUGGGCUCCUACUGGGAGGAAGGGUGGGAUAUAAUUCUAAUAAUAAAUCUACUAAUGGAACACCUCUCCCGAUACGAACCAACCCGUACACUACGCUCCACAUCAAAGACCCUCCUCCGGGUGCCUACUCCGAGGGAAGCUCGGAGGGUGGCAACAAGGGAGAGGGCCUUCUCAGUGGUGGCCCCCAAAUUAUGGAAUUAUAUCCCUGACGAGGUGCGCCUGGCACCAUCACUGUUAACUUUUCGGCGCCAGGUCAAGACUUUCCUUUUCUCCCAGGCAUUUCAGCAUGUGUUUUUGAAUUGUUUUAAAUGUUUAAAUUGUGUUUUAAAUUGUUUUUAAAAGAUGUGUUUUAAAUUUGUAUAUGUGUUUUUAGGUACUGCAAACCGCCCAGAGAGCUUCGGCUAUGGGGCGGUAUAUAAAUACAAUAAAUAAAUAAAUAAUAAACAAACAAACAUUCUCUGUAUAAUUAACGCAGUACAAUUGUAUGCAUG